CCCGCCCGGGGCGGGCAGUUGUCACGGCGAGCGGAGGAAGCGGGGAGAAGCGGCGCCAUGGGCGGCUCGGCCAGCCUGAUCCCGCGGGACCUGCUGGCGGAGUACCAGGAGCUGACGUUCCUGACCAAGCAGGAGAUCUUGCUUGCCUACAAGAGGUUCAGUGAACUGCUGCCAAAGGAGGAGAGGGAGAACGCCUGCUCCGCGCGGGUUCCCAAGAGACAGUUCCUGACGCUGCCGGAGCUGCGGGCAAACCCCUUCCAGCACCAGAUCUGCCAGGUGUUCUCAACCUCAGAGACCAGGGAUGGCAGCAUGUCGUUUGAAGACUUCCUUGAUAUGCUGAGUGUCUUCAGUGAUUCUGCCACCUCUGACAUCAAAUCCCACUAUGCCUUCCGCAUCUUUGACUUUGAUGGGGAUGGCAUUCUGGACAGGAACGACCUGGAGCAACUGGUGAACUGCCUGACAGGGCAAGGCGAGGAGUCCGGGCUGAGCAACGAAGAGAUGGAUCAGCUCAUCCAAAACAUCCUGGAGGAGUCUGACAUCGACAAGGACGGCACCAUCAACCUCCCUGAAUUCCAGCACGUUGUCUCCCGCUCCCCGGACUUCGCCAGCUCCUUCAAGAUUGUCUUGUGAGCCCCGUGGCUGUGCAGCAGCCCUCCUCCAGUUCCUGCAGCUCCUCGUGGCCUCAGCCAUUUCCUUUUCCAGGGAGCACAGGCCCGGCCCCUCAAUGGCCUGGCUGUGCUGCAAUGCCUUGGGCAGGAACCCUCCUGCUCUCCUUCCAGGUGCCUGCUUGGCAGCAGGGGGUCUCAGGAAUCUGCUUCUCCUGCAGCCCCUCUGCUGUCCUAGCAUUAGAAUUUGAAUCCUUAUGCAUUCCAAGGGCAGCUCUGCAGGUGAGGGAGGAAAUGCUGCUCCUGCCUGGGGCCACUCCGCACCAGCACAGCCCCUCUCUGCCCCCAGGACCAAUUCCUGUGUCGUGCCUUCCAGCAGCAGGGAGCUGCCUCCCCUGCCAGCCUCUUCCUGCCUCCAGUAUUUCUGGGAGCCUCCCUGCUGCCACAUGGAUCCAUUUCUCUGAGCAAUAACCCGAACAUGGAUCCUCUGAGCAAUAACCAAAACGUGGAUCGUUUUUCACGAGCAAUAACCCAGAUGGGGGUGCAUUUUCUGAGCAGUCACCCAAUAGUGACUGUACAGGAACCUCCCCACAGCAGAGCUGACCCCCACGGCUGUGCUCAGACCCUGCACUGCUCCUCCUCCUCCUCCCUUUCUCUCUCCUCUCCAGCACAGCAGCUGCGCUGCCGCCCUGGCCUCCUCCUCCCCCAGUCCCUGUGAGGACACAAUUAAAGGGCUCCGGUUUCA
Molecule: messenger RNA, 1350 nt
Organism: Catharus ustulatus (Swainson's thrush)
Lineage: Eukaryota; Metazoa; Chordata; Aves; Passeriformes; Turdidae
Gene: CIB1
Product: calcium and integrin binding 1
Exons: 7
Coding region: 58-630 (190 amino acids)
Molecular function (GO): calcium ion binding
Source: RefSeq, a predicted model, not a curated record